UAGAGAGAGAGAGAGAGAGAGAGAGAGAGAGAGAGAGGCUUGCUGUUGGAAGUUAAGAGCAUUGUUCCUCUCUUUAUCAACUUCCAUUGGCCACUUUGUUACUGUUUUGAAUUGAAAUUUUAUUGAGAUCGUGGAGAGAAGGGGUGGGCUGAGAUUUUCGUCGACCUUUAUGUUUUGCAGCCAUAUUUGCUUUAGUCUACUUUAAUUUUGUUUGCUUUAUUCAAAGCGGAAAGUAAUUUUCAAAUUUUCAAGUUUACCCUUCAAAAUUUAGUUUAAAAAAAUGUUGAUUUUCAACAUGCUUUUUAAAGGAAAUUCAGCUAAGCUUUACCCUUAAAGUUCUUGAACUUACUAAUCUACAUCACUUUUUGGCGGAUUCACUCAAUAUGCAGUCUUUUAAUCUAGCAGUGUUGAGCAAUUUCACGAUGAUUCUGAUUCACUGAUCAAUUGUGAGAGAAGUUUCACAACGGUUUUUACACUUGGUUAUGGAGAUCAUAACGGUUACGUAUAGGAUUUAUUUUUGUUAUUACUCAUGGAGAACCUGAAGAAAGGAAGCUUCAGCUCUGACCUUUCAACUAGAACCCGAAUCAGAAAUCUUUAUUCACCAACAUUCAACGAAAAUGACACCAGAAGGUGAACUCUUGUGAAUAUUUCAGUUUUGACAGGCCUUUUUGGAAAAUUAUUUAAAGAGCAUCUUACUUGGGCUUGAAGGAUUAUUGGGGUCACUGUUAGGCAAAACUGUCUGUUACGAGUUUCUGACUCUAUCAAAAGGGAAUUUUAGGUUUCUGUUGAAAGAAAAGGCUCAAGGCCAAAGAUUAAUCAAAGUGGUUAAUCACAACUAAUCCCUUCGAAUCAUUAUGCUUUUAGCUUAAGCAAUAUUUCAGCAGUUACUAAUUUUUCUAUAAUUAGCUUUUUUCUGUUGCGUUGCAGAUUAAUAAUGCUGUUAUGACCAGUUGGAGGGCGGUAGAGUUUCUAUUGCAAACUCAACAACCCCAUCUAUUAACAGCCUAACUUUUUAGCCCUUUUCUGCUAGGAAUGGACCAUUGAGAAGUUCUGUAUUAGUUUCCCUUCUGUUUAGUGGUUUGGGGAUAACCUUAAUUAUAGUCUUUUCACGUUUGGUGUGAUUUGAGUGGGUUUUUUAGGGCUAAUAGGGGUAGGAGUUGAGAAAUGGGGGCUAUUGAUGGAGAAGAAUUGAUGAAUUGGGAGAAGAUACAAGUCGGAGGCAAUGGAAAGGAAGAGAAGAUUCUGGUGUUGGUGAGAUUGAGGCCUUUGAGUGAAAAAGAAAUUGCACAGAAUGAGGUUGCUGAUUGGGAAUGCAUCAAUUCAACCACCAUUUUGUACCGGAACAGCCUUCAAGAGCGGUCUGGACUUCCCACAGCUUACCCAUUCGAUAGAGUAUUUAGGGGUGACUGUGGCACGAGGGAAGUUUAUGAGGAAGGAGCAAAGGACAUUGCCCUUUCCGUUGUCGGCGGCAUCAACUCUACUAUUUUCGCAUAUGGCCAAACAAGCAGCGGAAAGACAUAUACCAUGAAUGGGAUUACUGAGUAUGCUGUGGCUGACAUUUAUGAUUACAUACGCAGGCAUGAGGAACGGGCAUUUAUGUUGAAGUUUUCUGCCAUGGAAAUUUACAAUGAAGUUGUUAAAGACCUUCUCUGCAAUGACAAUACUCCACUCAGGCUGCUUGAUGACCCAGAGAAAGGAACAAUUAUAGAGAAACUCACAGAAGAAACCCUGAGGGAUUGGAGUCAUCUCAAGGAACUUUUAGCCAUCUGUGAAGCACAAAGACAAACUGGGGAAACGUCGUUGAAUGAAACAAGCUCAAGAUCUCAUCAAAUUCUUAGAUUGACGAUUGAAAGUUCAGCUCGUGAGUUCUUAGGGAAAGAAAACUCAGCCACCCUUUCUGCUAGUGUGAAUUUUGUUGAUCUGGCAGGAAGUGAGCGUGCAUCUCAAUCAUUAUCAGUUGGGCAAAGGCUGAAAGAAGGCUGCCACAUCAAUCGUAGUUUACUAACUCUAGGAACUGUGAUUCGCAAGCUAAGCAAAGGAAGACAUGGGCAUGUGAAUUACAGAGAUUCUAAGCUAACACGGAUUCUACAACCUGCCUUGGGAGGCAAUGGAAGAACUACCAUCGUUUGCACUUUGAGCCCCGCAAGAUGCCAUGUUGAGCAAUCAAGGAAUACCCUUUUAUUUGCUACCUGUGCAAAGGAAGUAACUACAAGUGCACAGGUCAAUGUAGUAAUGUCUGAUAAGGCCUUGGUGAAACAUCUGCAGAAAGAGGUAGCCAGGUUGGAGGGCGAGUUGCGAUCUCCUGGACCAAUCUGUGAUCAUGCAGCACUGCUAAGCAAGAAAGAUCUGCAGAUUGAAAAGUUGGAGAAAGAAGUUAGGGAGCUGACUAAGCAGCGAGAUCUUGCUAGAUCUCAUGUUGAGGAAUUGUUGCAGGAGGAUGCCCUUGGAUGUCCUCCUAAAUUGCAAGAAGAGAAAACACACAAAGACACAUAUCCAGCAACAAGGUUAUUGCGUGGAACCAAUCAUCAUUAUAUAAAUUCAAGUUCUAGGAAGCUUAAUGGAAUUCAGUCUCGUAAUAAGGACAUCAAGAGUGGUGCAAGGUCGGACCAACUGCUGUCCGAAGACAGUGAGGAUCAUUCUUCAUCUUAUGAUAUGUCUGAUCUGAGUCAAGGAAGAGAUAAUCUCCCAGUAGUAGCAAACGAAGAUUCUGACGAAGUUUGUAAAGAAGUUCGAUGUAUUGAGUUGGAAAAAGAUUUGUCAAACAGUGAGAAUGAUGGAAGAAUGUCAAUACUAUUGGAGUCCGGUAGUAGAUUUGCUGCCAAUCCAGUGCUAUCAGUAGAUCCUGGAGUUGAAAAUGGUUGCUCCGAUGAAAUGUUGAAGCAUAAAAUGCAAGAUGUGCAAAAUACCAUGGAGUCUCUAACCAGCACUUGCGGGGAUGAAUUGUCCCCGUCAAUCAAUAUAUUGGAUUCUGCAAACCUGAAAUUGACAAGUAGUGAGAGUUACAAAACUAAUUUAGUGACUGGUUCACCUGAAUUUCAGAUUGCAAAAGAAAUAGAAACCACCCCUCCACCUACUGGGACAGGAAAAAGCUUCCCAGGCAGACCAGAAAGCUUCCAAAGGAAGAACUGGAAUCUUCCCCCUAUGAUAUAUGCUGCAAAUGGAAUGAGAUUGUCCAGAAAUAAUUCACAGUCUUCAUAUGGUAGCAUUUUUCCCGAUGAAGUAAAAGCCGAGGACAACAUCCAUGGAGAUGACGACAUUCCUACCCUUGGUUCCUUUGUAGCAGGACUCAGGGAGAUGGCUAAGCUUCAGUAUAAAGAGAAACUCGAUGAUCAGGUUCAAGAGCCUGAAUCAAGAGCUCGAAAGAGCGUCGGAGAUGAAUUGGAUGCAAGGUAUGAUUCUUUGGGAGCUCCCUCAAAUUGGCUUCUGAAGUUUGAAAGACUGCGGGGAUUAAUAAUUGAAUUAUGGCAAGCCUGCAAUGUUUCGUUGGUACAUAGGACAUACUUCUUCCACCUUUUUAAAGGUGACUUGGCAGAUUCCAUUUACAUGGAGGUAGAACACAGGAGACUAUCCUUCCUCAAGGAGACAUUUUCUGAGGGAAAUAUAACUGUACAAGAUGGCCACACACACACAUUGGGAUCAAGUGACAGCAUCAAAGCUCUUCGCCGUGAGAGGGAGAUGCUAAGCAAGCUUAUGUAUAAAAGAUAUACAGAAGAUGAAAGGAACAGAAUUUACCAGAUAUGGGGUAUAAAAUUGAACUCAAAACAGAGGAGGUUGCAGCUGGUCCAUCGUCUUUGGAGUGACACUAAAGACAUGAAUCACAUUUCAGAUAGUGCAGCCAUAGUUGCGAAGCUGAUUGGAUUCUUAGAGCAAGGGCAAGCCCUCAAGGAGAUGUUUGGUCUCAGUUUCACUCCUCCACGCUCUCUCCGGAGAUCCUUUAACUGGAAAAGCAGUAUGACAUCCCUUCUCUGAGCAUGUAGCUGUUUGACAAAAAACUUUGUUCAUUCUCAGUACAUAGUACUGGACAAAUAAUGAACAAUAACUUGAAUUCAUUGUUAGAUCUAGCAAUGAAAAAUGACGAAAAAUGCUUCAUGUAGCAUAGUCCAAAUUUAUUGGGCAGAAGGCCUAGAUUUUUGUUGUAUUGUCCGGUGUGGUUUAAGUCACAUUGAAAACACAUGCCAUUUUAGGUAGAAUUAGAUAUAAGAUAUGAGUGGUUACUUUUAAAUGGUUGAUUUGAGUAUAUCAUGCCAAUGAACUGUGAAAUCUAGGCAUUUUUCAUCCUUUCGUCUGAAGUGGUAUGUAAUAUCUCCGAUAUGGUUCUCUCUUAAUUUUACUUGUCAAAUACUUUUUGUUAAAAUGAUUGGUUGGUGAACUUUUUAUUAGUGGGAUAUCAGUAAAUGAAAUUUUCGGUGA
Molecule: messenger RNA, 4410 nt
Organism: Olea europaea var. sylvestris
Lineage: Eukaryota; Viridiplantae; Streptophyta; Magnoliopsida; Lamiales; Oleaceae
Product: kinesin-like protein KIN-7E
Exons: 13
Coding region: 1165-3969 (934 amino acids)
Biological process (GO): microtubule-based movement
Molecular function (GO): microtubule motor activity; ATP binding; microtubule binding
Source: RefSeq, a predicted model, not a curated record